AUAGAGGAAAAAGAUAGAAAGCUGGUCUCAGCCGCCAUGAAAGUACCUGAAGAAGACGACCCAAUUUCCAUUUCGAAGCGUCUUUUGGUUUCGCUUUCGGAUCAAAUUAAGAACAUCGACAGUUUCAAAGGUAAAUGGAGUUUGAUCAAAUCCAAGCUUUCUAGUCUCCAGGAUCAACUCGUUGACCUCUCCGAUUUCCCUUCUUCUUCUUCCACUCCCCUCGCCGUUGACCUGCUUCGUUCGAUAACCCAAACCUUAAACGACGCCAUCUCACUUUCUGAGAAAUGUCAACCCGCCGGUCUGACAGAAGGAAAGCUCAAGACCCAGAGCGACCUCGACGCCGUUUUGGCUAAGUUGAACCGGCACAUCUCCGACUCUGAGAUUUUGAUUCGUAGUGGAGUUCUUCAAGACGGUGCUGUAUCGACUUCUUCCUCGAAGAAAGAAGCGGUGCGAGUUGAGUCGAGGAACUUGAUAACUCGGUUACAAAUCGGAACGGCCGAAUCGAAGAACUCAGCUAUAGACUCGCUCUUGGGUUUACUCCAAGAGGACGAUAAGAACGUGAUGAUUGCCGUGGCGCAGGGAGUGGUUCCCGUUCUCAUGCGGUUACUUGAUUCGAGCUGUUUUGAAACGAAGGAGAAGACCGUGGCCGCCAUUUCGAGGGUAUCGACGGUGGAGUCCAGCAAACACGUUUUGAUCGCCGAAGGGUUGUUGCUUUUGAAUCAUCUCCUCCGAGUCCUCGAAUCCGGCAGCGGUUUCGCGAAGGAGAAAGCCUGCAUCGCUUUACAAGCCUUGACGUUUUCGAAAGAGAACGCUCGAGCGAUCGGUUCCAGAGGUGGGAUUUCGUCUCUUUUAGAGAUUUGUCAAGCCGGAACCCCCGGUUCUCAAGCUUUCGCCGCCGGCGUUUUGAGGAACUUGACUUCUUUCAAUGAAAUUAAAGAGAAUAUUAUCGAAGAAAACGGGGUUUUUGUUUUGAUCGGCCUUGUUUCUUCCGGGACUGCUUUAGCACAAGAGAAUUCCAUUGGCUGUUUAUGUAAUUUGGUUUCCAGUGAUUCGAAUUUGAAGCUAUUGAUCGUAAAGGAAGGUGGGAUUAAAUGUUUGAAGAAUUUUAUGGAUUCAUCUCUGAAUCCGAAAGGCCUUGAAGUUGCUCUUGAAUUCAUUAGGCAUUUAUCAUCCGUUCACCCCAUUGCCGAAUCUCUAGUUGCCGGUGGUUUCAUCGCCCGUCUCGUGGCUGCUUUGAACGGUGGGGCAUCCGGGGUAAGAAUCGCGGCAGCUAAAGCCGCUUUCGAGCUCGGAUUUUCCUCGAAAACGAGGAAAGAAUUGGGUGAAUGUGGAUGUAUUGCGCCAUUGAUUAAAAUGCUAGAUGGGAAAGCUGUUGAAGAAAAAGAAGGUGGUGCGAUGGCAUUGUCGAGGCUCAUGUUAUACGCCGGUAACAAGAAGUUUUUCAGAAAGGACGAUAGAGGGAUAGUAAGCGCUGUGAUGUUAUUGGAUCCUUCGAUUCAAAAUCUUGAUAAAAAGUACCCUGUUUUGCUCUUGUCUGAACUUGUACAUUCCAAGAAACGUAGGAAGCAAAUGGUUGCUGCUGGCGCUCGUGUGUACCUGCAGAAACUUGUUGAGAUGAAUGUUGAAGGGGCUAAGAAGCUAUUGGAGAGUCUCGGGAAGGGUAAGAUUUGGGGCGUUUUCGCCAGGCCAUAGCAAUGACUGGUUAUCUUCAAAACGAGGCCUUAUCGAACUGUUGAAGAAUCUGGCUGCAUUGGUUCAAAGCUUGCCUAAACAGGCAAGCAUUUCAUCUUUCCAGCUCUUCUGAACCAACCCUCUGUUAGUGUCCCGUUCGGAUAUUACUCGAUCGAAAGAUUUCGAUCGAUAUCUCGAUUUUUUUCUUCCUGUAUAUGACCAGAAAGCUAUGGAUCGAAAGAUUUCGACCGGUAUCUCGGAUGUCUGGUGGUUGGUGUAUGUAUACAGGUGUGGGUCUAAAGCAUGUGCAAUUGUUCUUUGUUAAACCUAAAUGAUGCAAUCCUCUGCUGGGUGUUACCUUAACAGGUAAGGACCUACCUUGAAUUGUUUUUC
Molecule: messenger RNA, 2064 nt
Organism: Hibiscus syriacus
Lineage: Eukaryota; Viridiplantae; Streptophyta; Magnoliopsida; Malvales; Malvaceae
Exons: 3
Coding region: 37-1692 (551 amino acids)
Molecular function (GO): protein binding
Source: RefSeq, a predicted model, not a curated record